ACAACAUCCAGCACUGUUGUGGAUGAGAGGGAUAAAGGCUGCUCUGCCUUUCAUACAAACCAACGUCGCAGUUACUAAUUACUGAUUAUUGCCGGCAGCUGCUCUGGGUAGAACUUUAAAAUCAGUCAGACUUCUUCGUGUUUUUGCAUGCGGUGCGUGGCUGAAAGGACGUGAGAGAACCAACCAAGUCCAAUUCCAGAUUUAGGGGCUUGUAGUGUAGUUGUAGUAGCCUGCAGCAGCCAAGUUGCAUGCAGAAUAACCUGAUUCAGCUGAGGCUCGGACUAACACUGCUCAUCACACUGGACAGUCUCUUCGCCUGCGAGAACAAGGAUGAACUGAAAAAACAACAGAGGUGCAGCAGCUCAAGUGUUGUGGCUCUGGGUCUGAUAAAUGUCAACCUGCCCUCAUAUUUGUAUGGGUCUUUCUCCUCGGCCAAAGAUCUCCAGUGGCGGACUGAACAAACGAGGCAACUCUAACAGUUCUACGCCUGUCCUCAGUCUACUCGUGGUCUGACGGCACACACCAACAUCAAAGAUCCGUACAACUUCAACCAACACUGGACAUGGAGGAUUAUGACGUUCGCUCGGCCGCCAGCAUCUUGGCCUCGGUUAAAGAGCAGGAGGCGCGUUUCGAGCAGCUGACUCGAGCACUUGAGGAGGAACGCCGCAACGUCACCCUGCAGCUGGAGCGCGCCAAUCUGCCUCCUAAUACCCCUGCCAGUCAACCACUAGCAUGGCAGCAGGUGGUGAUGCAGGAGCAGAGCCCCAGUAACGCCACAUCCCUGGCCAUGAUGCAGGAGCCGCAGGAGGUGGUGGAAGAGACGGUCACCAUAGAGGAGGACCCUGGAACCCCCACCUCCCACGUCUCGGUGGUCACCUCUGAUGACGGCACCACACGCCGCACAGAAACCAAGGAUAUGUCAACCAACGUGAAGGUGACUAAGAUGGUGAAGACGGUGACCACGCGGACGGUUCGCCAGCUGCCCCUGGGUCCUGAUGGCCUGCCCCUUCCUGAGGGCUCGUCCCCACUGGGCAGCUACACUGACUCCAUUGACCGGCGCUACAUGAAGAAUGGAAAUGAACGCUUCAUCACUCCUCAAGCCACCUCCACCCUGACACGCUCCUAUAACAACUCCUACAAUGAUUCAUAUGGCGAGACACCAGAGAGCCAGUAUGUUCGUCACUAUGGUUUGCAUGAUGGCUACGCCGAUUUGACAGACAACUAUGGCAGUCUGUCACGUGGCGUCAACUUCCGGCCGCCACGUUACCCAUACAUGCCCAACAGCUACCGGCCAGAGAAUAGCUACACGCUGCCUAUUCGCAAGGAUGACUAUGGCCAUGUGGCCCAGCCCCAGGUGCCUAUGGGUAGCAGCACUGUGGAUCUGAACCGCUCACAGCCAGAGCGCUUCCAGCCAGAGCCGUAUGGCCUGGAAGAUGACCGCCGCAGCCUGGGCCCAGAAGAGGAGGAGCCAUAUGAGCUUGAACCCGACUACUCCACUGCCAACCGACGCACCCUGCAGGGGGCCAACCGGGGUCGCACCCACCGGGAACCUUUACGUGAUGGGCCACGAGUCAGAGGCUAUCCAGAUGACCCCAUUGAAGCAGAGCUGAUCGAUGAGCGCCACCCUUACAUCCACGGCAUGUAUUCGGCACCGCUUGCCCAGCCUGAGAGGGGCAGCAUGGCCAGUCUGGACCGCAUGGGUGGCCGGCGCUCGCCUUCUAUUGACAGCAUCCGCAAGGACCCACGUUGGCGUGACCCAGACCUCCCAGAGGUCAUCGCCAUGCUGGGUCACCCCAUCGACCCGGUUAAAUCCAAUGCCGCCGCGUACCUGCAGCACCUGUGCUAUGAAAAUGAUAAGAUUAAGAAGGAUGUGCGUCAGCUGAAGGGGAUUCCUGUUCUGGUGGGGCUCCUGGACCACCCCAAGUCUGAAGUUCACCGUAAGGCUUGCGGUGCCCUGCGCAACAUCUCCUACGGCAAAGACAAUGACAACAAGGUGGCCAUCAAGAACUGUGACGGCAUCCCAGCACUCAUUCGCCUGCUGAGGAAGACCAAUGACAUGGAGGUCCGAGAACUCAUCACUGGAACCUUGUGGAACCUGUCAUCUUAUGAACCCUUGAAGAUGGUGAUCAUCAACCACGGCCUGCAGACUAUGACCAACGAGGUCAUUAUCCCCCACUCGGGGUGGGAGCACGAGCCAAAUGAGGACUCAAAGCCUCGCGAUGCCGAGUGGACCACUGUCUUCAAAAACACCUCGGGCUGUCUCAGAAAUGUGAGCUCUGAUGGUGCAGAGGCUCGACGCAGACUGAGGGAAUGCGAGGGAUUGGUGGACGCCCUUCUGCACGCUCUGCAGUCAGCUGUAGGAAAGAAAGACAUGGACAACAAGUCUGUGGAGAACUGUGUUUGUAUCAUGAGGAACCUGUCCUACCACGUCCACAAAGAGGUUCCAGGAGCCGAGAAGUUCCAGGAUCCAUCAGCGCUCCAGGCCCCCGGCUCAGCGGGGCCACAGAGGAAGAAAAAGGAUGAUGCUGGAUGUUUCGGAGGCAAGAAAGCCAAAGAGGAAUGGUUUAAUCAAGGUAGAAAAAAUGGUGAGAACGACAAAAACUACGACACAUUGGAUCUGCCCAAACGCGCUGAACCGACAAAAGGCUUUGAGCUGCUGUAUCAGCCGGAAGUGGUGAGGCUCUACCUAUCUCUGCUGACAGAGAGCCAGAACUACAAUACCCUGGAGGCUGCCGCUGGCGCUCCAAACCUCAGCGCUGGACAGUGGACUUGGUCCAACUACAUCCGAGCCACAGUGCGUAAGGAGAAGGGUCUUCCCAUUUUGGUGGAGCUGCUGCGCUCCGACUCCGACAAAGUGGUCCGAGCUGUGGCCAUCGCCCUGCGUAAUCUGUCUAUCGACCGCCGCAACAAGGACCUGAUUGGAAGUUACGCCAUGCGGGACUUGGUGACCAACCUGCCCAGCGGUCAGCAGCGGCCUGCUAAAAACCUGGAGGAGGACACUGUGGUCGCCAUCCUCAACACCAUCCAUGAAAUCGUCACAGACAGUUCUGAAAACGCCCGCUCCCUCAUCCAGGCUCAGGCUAUAGAGAAACUUGUGGCCAUCAACAGGACCAGCCAAUCAGCUCGCGAAACGAAGGCGGCGUCCCACGUUCUGCAGACGGUGUGGAGCUAUAAGGACCUGAGGAACGCCUUGACCAAGGAUGGAUGGAAUAAAAGCCAUUUCCAGCCCACAGUGACAGCCACUCCAAAAGCAACCAAGAACGGCAAACCAGGCUAUGACGACACCACCCUACCCCUGAUGGAGAAGAACCAAGGCACCAGGAAAUGUGGCAGUGGUGAUAUGAUACCUAUGGAUGAGCUGGGUCCAGAUGGUUACUCCACCAUUGACCAGAGGGACAAAGACUGCAAAUACAAGACAGGCGACGGAUCAGUGGACCUGACAGAACGGGAGCCAUUAAAGAAUGACACAAAUAGGAAACACUAUAUCAGGAGUAACAGGCCUGCGGUCAGUCUGGUGGACGCUUGUGAUGUUAAGCCCCAGCCUGUUGACUCCUGGGUCUAAAUGCAUGCAUGGCUUAAUGUAAAACUACACCCAGCUAGAGGAGGAUCUCUCAUAUCACCACUGCCAUUUCACAUGAAGCUCAUCUUUGGAGUUUGGACUUUGUACAGAAAAGAGGUUUUAAAAAAAAAACAAAAAACAUCACAACAGCGACUACCCAGCAGCAGCCAGCAUUCUCUUCAUGCUUUUCAAGAAAAAUUUAUGGAAAAAAAAGAAUAAAAAGAGACUACUCCUACUACUUUCUCAUACUGUAUCGACAUUCCCACUGGACAUCAUGUGAAUUUUACAGUGUUGACUCUUGUUGAGCUCUGCCGACUGAAGAAACGGACAGAGGCCGGUGCUGGUGGAGGGAUGGACGCGUGAAGCGAGGAGGAGGAAGAGGAUGGAAACGGAAUGUGUGUUGGAAGGAAACCCGAGAGAGAAGAGAUGGAUGGUUCUUUCAUUUUCAGUUUUCACAUCUGGAAAGUGUUCACGCCUCAAAUGUUGUGGGGCUGUUUUAUUUUGUUAUUUUUUUUAUUUUUUUGAGAAUUUUACUUUCAGUUUCUUUUCAGGAUGGGUUUUUUGUGUGUUUUAUUGAUGUGAAGAAGUUUGGAAUGGUGUGUUUGAAAGUCACUGAAUGUUUGUUUUAGGUUUGGUGGGACGGACAUGAGAAAAGAACAAGAAAGAAGUUGGAGAAACCGAGCCUGAGAAGAGCUGUAGCUAUGGUGGAUAUGUUUGCAUUUCCAGCAGCCUGCUCUCAUUACCUUACACUCCAUUUGGUUCACUGUGUUUAAAUAAAACAUGCGCUAAGCUGCUUUAAUAUCAAAAGGUUAACAGGUGAUUGAUGUCCUUUCCAUAAAAGCAAGGAUUUUGCGGGUUGUGGUCUGGAGAAAGGAGGCGACACAUCCACUAGAGUAACUGAUUCUGGUCCACACUGCAUCGCAAAAGUAAUUGAACACAGGAGAGAACAGUUGAACUGCUUCGUCAUGGUCAACAUGCUGCUGUAUGAGCCAAGCGGCGUGUUAAUCUCCAUUCACAGAACUGUCAGAUUGUGUAGCGACGCGGUUCCUUCGAGUCUCCUGGCUGUUUGCUCUUUGUCAAAGAAUUGUAUUAAAGAGGAUAUAAGGCAUUUUGUUUAUAAAUGAUUUGUGUUUUCGAGAAGAGAGGCAGAGCAUUGCACUCUCGUUGAAAGGAUAGAUCUAAAAAAAAAAAAAAGCAUUUUUUAUUUUUGUUGGGUUUUAUACAAAUGUAUAUUAGGGUCAAAAGGAAAACAAGGAAAAAUGAAGGAAAAAAAAAAAAAAAACUGCAGACUUCUUAGUUGUAUAUUAAUAUCAUGUUGUUUGGAAAGCACAUCUCAUUUGAUAAAGGCUCACCAUGUUUGUAAGCAAAGAAAUAACCACGUAACUUAAAUGUGUGUCAGAUAUUGUCGAGUCACACCGACGAUCACCUAUUUAUAUUUUGUAUUGUCAAAAAAAAAAAAAAAAACGUUACAAAAGAGUUUAUCUGCAGUGUUCUUUCUAAAGGCUACGUUGACGUCCUCUGCAUCUUCAGAAAACAACAGUCCGGAGGGUCCAGGGGUCAGAGGUCAGAGGUCAGAACAGGACAAGAGAUGGCAGUGUUGUUAAAAAAAAAAGUCCUUUCAAUUUUCCGCUGCAUUUAAGCCCUCCUUCACCAGUGCAUCUUAAAGAGAAAUAUUUCGUUGUGAGCAUGAAGAAAAACUGUACAGAUGUUUAUAUUCUAUUCUUUCCAAGUGCCAGUUUUUUGUGGUGUCAUUUGGAUAUUAACUAAUUCUUUCAUGUGCUAGAAGAGAGUGCAGUUGGACGAGUGGAUGUGGUUUAAGGCAAAAUUAUAGAGUUGCAUCACACUGUACAAAGCAAAACAUCACGUUUGGUCAUAUAGUAUAUAUUUUUACAAAGUUUAAGGGAGGGUAAUUGAGAUCUUGAAGUGUGGAAAGGUGCAGAUGCCAUUUUUUUUUUCUCUUUUUUGUGAGACUGCACUGAGUUCAUAAGUGAUGUGUCUCCUUUCCAGCCUCAGUCUGUGCCCUGAUUCACUGUAGACCGGAAAAAGGAGUCCAGUCCAAGUUGAUAUCACUCAUGCGUCAUUUAGGCGAACGGCAUGUGCCUGCAUUGAAGUCUGAUUUUUUCUUCGUGACGUGACUUUAUAAAGCUUGCAUAUUUUACACAGUGUUUACAAAGAUGUACGUUGUGGUAAAAAUCAAUAAACUACAAAAAAAACUCAAUGUAUACAAUUUUAAUUUCAGAGGUUAAAAAGAAGUUCUAAUAAUCCCAGCAUCCCUUUCGUGUGUCCUCAGAAGUGUGUGUGCCGUCACUGGACGAUAUUAAACCCUCACACCAGAGAACCAUAUGACUGUCUGUUCCUAACUGCGCUCUGCAGUAACACAACCAAAGGAUCUGGAGUUGUAUUUACACCAGGUUUUUGGUUUUGUACAUGUACAGCACAUCAUUGUACAUUUACAAACCCCAGAGCCAACUGUGCUGUAGAAUAUACAAAGGACACAGACAUGCAUCGAAUCAAAACAAAACCUACCUGUGUAGAUAUUUCUGAUUCAAGACCGUCAAAAUAAAGUAACUGUACUACUCAGUAGCAGAUGUGUUUGUACCUAUCAUGUGCCUUAACCUUUUCCAUGGUAGAUAAAAAUAAAUGUGUUUUAUAUAACUUUAUUCCCCCCUUCAACUGUCAUCUCUCCAUCCCGUCUGUUAAUCUCUUCCCCUUCUCCUCCUGUGUCAGCCCUGCUCCCUUUUUCCUCCACUCAACUCACCCAUUCAGCCCCCCCUCCCCAUACACACCCUCCCCUCACUCCAAGUAGUUUAGACUGUUGGUGGGUUUCUGCCUUGUAUUACAUUGUAUUAUAAACUUUUAAAAAGAUAGAGUCAUUCAAAAAUGAUUUUGAUUUCCUAGAGGAGUAAAGUUGUUAAUGCUUUGGUAGCGAGCAGAAGCGAUCCACAGUGACAGAAUGUAUUAUGUUAAUUUUACUAAUACCCAGAGGCAAAUAUUACGCUUGUUAAACAUAAUGGAAAAAUACUGGUUUGUAGAGUAUAAAUUUGGUGUGUUUUCAAUAAAUCAUGCCUGGAAAGAA
Sphaeramia orbicularis (orbiculate cardinalfish) is the source of this 6635-nucleotide messenger RNA. It is a transcript of the gene arvcfb, whose product is annotated as ARVCF delta catenin family member b. Gene Ontology annotation, biological process: cell-cell adhesion. The record is from RefSeq and is a predicted model, not a curated record. Gene Ontology annotation, molecular function: protein binding. Lineage: Eukaryota; Metazoa; Chordata; Actinopteri; Kurtiformes; Apogonidae. Gene Ontology annotation, cellular component: cytoplasm; nucleus; plasma membrane.